AUGUUCCGACCAACGACACGACACAACAUUCCCGCUACACCUGCGCACGGAGAUGUCAAGGUGCACAAGAAGGGAGCGCCUAGUGGGCGGUAUCCCCAUCGGCUGAACUUCUAUACGCAACCCCCGCUCUUGGAUAUUACGCUGGACGAGUUUGAGCUCAGUGCGCUCGCUCGCCUCCGUGUCCUCUCGCACCUCGAGGCGCUGCAGCACCGCAACUUCCCGCCGGCGCAGUUCCAGCAGGCCCUCGCGACGUACACAAAGGAGCACCUGCCGCUAGCGAGCAACACGGCGCGAUCAGCGGACCACGAGGCGGAGCGCCGGCGCGACGAGAUUGGCCAUUGGGUCCUCCGUUUGGCCUUUGCGCGUUCUCCCGAGCUGAGGGCGCGGUUCGUGCGUGCCGAGACGGCGCUGUUCAAGCACCGGUUCGAGGGCGACGAUGCGGCCGAGCGGGCCGCUUUCCUCGCCGAUCUGAGGCUGGACUGGGUCAUGGUCGGGCCGGAGGAGAAGAGCCGGCUGGGCAAGGAGCUCAUGAGCUGUCUGUGGGGCAAGGAGAGGCAGAUGGACCUGAAAGACCUGGAAUGGUUCAAGGUGCCGUGGACGCAGGUGCCGGACCUGAUCGCGACGCGCAAGGUGUACGUCUCUGGCGGCACGGCGUAUGUCCCGCAAAGUCUGCAGAUUGCGCUCGUGCUGCAGGCGUUUGCGAGCCGGCUCGAGGCCGCGCUGGAGCUGACGUCGCGCCACAUCCCGCGGCUGGACGAGGACGACCGCCUCGGCCCCGUCGUUGAGCACCUCGCGAGCAGCUUCAUGGCCGGUCUCGCCGGGUCGGACUACGUCUCUAACGGCGAGGCAGCCGUCACGGCCGAAAUGGUCGACGGGCUGUCUCGCCACUUCCCGCCUUGCAUGCUCAACCUGUACCUGCACCUGAAAUCGGCGCACCACCUGAAGCACUUUGGCCGCCUGCAGCUCGGUCUCUUCCUGAAGGGCGUCGGCCUGCCGCUCGAGGAGGCGCUCAUCUUCUGGCGCCGCGCCUACGCCCCCGCCAUCAGCGACGACAAGUUUAACAAGGAGUACCGGUACAACAUCCGCCACUCGUACGGCCAGGAGGGCAAGCGCGCAAACUACCCGCCCAAGAACUGCCAGCAGAUCCUGACCCAGAACCAGCCCGGAACGCAGGACAACCACGGCUGCCCGUUCCGCCACUUCUCGACAGAUAACCUCACCUCCUUCCUCGUCACCAACUACAAGCUCGACAGGGGCGGGCCCGAGAUGCGCGAGAUCAUGGACUCGGUCAAGAAGAACCACUACCAUGUUGCGUGCACGAGGCUGUUCGAGGUCACGCACGGCGUCAAGAAGGGAGACGGAAUCGGGAACGGGGAGAGCGUCAGCCACCCGAACAAGUACACGGACCGGAGUCGCGAGAUUGAGAAGGAGAAGCUCGAGAAGAUCAAGGGCGAGGACGUCGAGAUGAGCUAG
Trichosporon asahii var. asahii CBS 2479 is the source of this 1473-nucleotide messenger RNA. RefSeq lists its product as uncharacterized. Bases 1 to 1473 code for a protein of 490 amino acids. The record is from RefSeq and is a predicted model, not a curated record. Gene Ontology annotation, biological process: DNA replication, synthesis of primer. The transcript is spliced from 3 exons. NCBI's taxonomy places the organism in Eukaryota, Fungi, Basidiomycota, Tremellomycetes, Trichosporonales, Trichosporonaceae. Gene Ontology annotation, cellular component: alpha DNA polymerase:primase complex.